Molecule: messenger RNA, 1698 nt
Organism: Penicillium maclennaniae
Lineage: Eukaryota; Fungi; Ascomycota; Eurotiomycetes; Eurotiales; Aspergillaceae
Exons: 1
Coding region: 1-1698 (565 amino acids)
Biological process (GO): regulation of DNA-templated transcription; DNA-templated transcription; response to xenobiotic stimulus
Molecular function (GO): DNA binding; DNA-binding transcription factor activity, RNA polymerase II-specific; zinc ion binding
Source: RefSeq, a predicted model, not a curated record
AUGGACUCAUCUAAACGCAAGCGGGCUCGGAAAGCAUGUCAACCGUGCCACGAGCGUAAACGGAAGUGCGAUGGAGGCGAACCCUGCACCACCUGCAUUGAAUGGGACUAUGAAUGCUACUACGAGGAUCGACCACAAAGGAAGUCUAGAGCAAUUAGACAACCAUCGCUGCGAUCUCAAACAGCGAGGUCCUCGCAGCAAUCGACUCUCGACCCUAGUCCUGUAGAAUCAGAUCACUUUGGACUCGUCCGGCGCAUGGAGGCCAAUUCAGGAGCGGCAUUUGUAAGAAAGCUUGGUCUCAAAAUCGAUCCGGCAAAGGCACCCAAGCUGAACCUUUUCGGAUGGAAUAUCGGUACAAGACAACUUUCCUCUGAAUUGAGUGCCGGUCCUGCACUGGCCAUUUUUGAAAUCACCUCGUGGGAACACUUCAAAGCCUUGGCGCAAGUGUAUUUUGAGAAAGUGGAUCCUUGCUAUGGAUUCAUCGAACAGUCUCACUUUUUCGAGCGGCUCAAUGCACGCUGGCAAACAUCUCCGAGCCCCGAGGUGUACGACAGCGUCAUAUGCGGUAUAGCGGCAAUUGGCUGUUUGUUCUCGCAACGGAAUGCCACGAUCACAGAGCUGCAUCUCAUUCGUACGGCUAAAUCCUGUUUGGAAAUGCACCACCUCACUGCUCCCCCUUGUCUAGAUCUUCUUACGGGAUGGACACUUCGAUCAAUGUACCUUCGAAUGACAGAUUCUCCGCAUUCAACAUGGAUGGCCAGCUCUACAUUGAUGCAUCUCAUUGAAGCGUCAGGCCUUCACCCAGAGAAACAAUAUGAUUCUGUUCUUCCACUCCCGCUCGAGUGUGAUCAACGUGCACAGCCUGACAUUCACAGAAGACUUGUGGGUGUGGCAUAUCACUUGAAUUUGUGGAGCUCUUAUGACCUUGGGCUUUCUCGGGUGUUGUUUCGCACAGACGAUUUGCCAUUGCCCCCUUCACCCAAGUUGGGCGAUUACACAGGCGAAGUUCUUGGUCUCUUACCGAUAUCAGUCUGCAUGGAUCCAGGAAAGACGAAAGAUGAGACUGAUCUCGAGCCCACACUCUCCAAGCUUUUGGAAAGCAGCCAUACUCAACCUCCAUCAGUCAUGGCGCAGUGCAAUUUGGUACUUUGCAUUCUUCGACGAAUUCACACCCAAAACCUCGACCUAUCUCCUAAGCUCGCGGAAAAGACCUUGGCGCUACUGAAAAAGGCACUCGGUUGUGCAAGGAGCAUGGUCUUAGAUUGUUCACCAUGGCACCAGGUUGCAAAUGUACCGUUUCAAAUCACCUGUGUCCUGCUUGUGAUGGAUACAAGGUCAUCGCUUGCGAUGCUCCCCGAAGCAAUGCAGACACUUAACUUGGUUGCAACUACCUACAACACAGAGACUAUGAGAGAGGCCUGCAGUGCAGCUUAUCUGCUAGUCUUGCUACAUCAGCAGCGUCGAAAGGACGAUGUUGCUAUCUUCGGCGAGGCGCUCCACAACCACCAGAGAGAACAAUCUGUGGAUUUCUCCCAACAAUUCAAUCCUAGUACCGAAGAAUACAACUGGCUGGGGGCAUUAGUCGCUGAUUUACCCGGAUUACAGCGAGUCGAUCUAGAUCAGUUCUUGAAUGCUGAUAUGAUGGACGGUUCUCUUAUAGAUGGGUCUGGAGGGAAUUUUCGUUCCGAAGGUCGCUAA